AUGAAGGAACAUUCCACAGCAGCAACAGCAGCAGCAGCAGCAGCGGCAUCAGAAGCAGCAGCAGAGAGCCCCAUAUCCUUCCUCCUAGAAACACCUACGCCACUAUCACCAGCAGCAGCAGCAGCAGCAGCAGCAGCAGCAGCAGCAGACGUACCUGUGUCUUUGGCAGACAACAGCAAGGAGACGGAUGACAGCCUGAACGAAUAA
Molecule: messenger RNA, 207 nt
Organism: Eimeria mitis
Lineage: Eukaryota; Apicomplexa; Conoidasida; Eucoccidiorida; Eimeriidae
Exons: 1
Coding region: 1-207 (68 amino acids)
Source: RefSeq, a predicted model, not a curated record